Molecule: messenger RNA, 4107 nt
Organism: Apodemus sylvaticus (European woodmouse)
Lineage: Eukaryota; Metazoa; Chordata; Mammalia; Rodentia; Muridae
Gene: Vwa2
Product: von Willebrand factor A domain containing 2
Exons: 14
Coding region: 322-2673 (783 amino acids)
Biological process (GO): calcium-independent cell-matrix adhesion
Cellular component (GO): basement membrane
Molecular function (GO): calcium ion binding
Source: RefSeq, a predicted model, not a curated record
CCGAUACAACUCUUUCCUCCCCAAGUUGCUCUUGGUCACGUGUUUCACCACAGCAUUUAGAAAGCGAACUAGGACGUGCAGCUCCUCUUUGGAGACAUUCUAAGUAACCGAGAAACGAGAAACGUUUCCUGACUUGCUAGAGGAUUUGGAAAAUGACAGUGUUCAACGCCAGCCUUCGCUCUGCUCCUUUCUGGAGAGGGAGUGGCGUUAAGAGGGAUCUUAUGGCCUGUUGGGACCUUGCACAGCUGAGACUGGGGACCUUUUGGGCAGAAAUCUGCAAAAGGCUGUGGAGGACUUUGACUGGAUUUGAGGUCCAACAACAUGCCUCCAUUUCUGUUUCUACCAGCCAUCUGCACUCUCCUGUUCUCCAGAGUGUCUCUGACCACCUCUCUUCAGGAAGUGUAUGUGAGCCGGGAGACCAUGGGGAAGAUUGCAGUGGCCAGCAAAUUGAUGUGGUGCUCAGCCGCGGUCGACAUCCUGUUUCUGUUAGACGGCUCUCACAGCAUCGGGAAAGGGAGCUUCGAGAGGUCCAAGCGCUUUGCCGUUGCUGUCUGUGAUGCCCUGGACAUCAGCCCUGGCAGGGUCAGAGUGGGAGCCAUGCAGUUUGGUUCCACUCCUCGUCUGGAAUUCCCCUUGGACUCCUUUUCAACCCGGCAGGAAGUGAAGGAGAGCAUCAAGAGGAUAGUUUUCAAAGGUGGGCGCACAGAGACAGGCCUAGCCCUGAAACGCCUGAGCAGAGGGUUCCCUGGAGGCAGAAAUGGCUCUGUGCCCCAGAUCCUCAUUAUUAUUACGGAUGGCAAGUCCCAGGGGCCUGUGGCUCUACCGGCUAAGCAGCUUCGAGAAAGGGGCAUCGUCGUGUUUGCCGUAGGAGUACGUUUUCCCAGGUGGGAGGAGCUGCUCACGCUGGCCAGUGAGGCAAAGGAACAGCACGUGCUGUUGGCCGAGCAAGUGGAGGAUGCCUCCAAUGGCCUCCUCAGCACCCUCAGCGGCUCCGGGCUCUGCACCACUGCUGACCCAGACUGCCGGGUGGAGGCUCACCCCUGUGAAAGGAGGACUCUGGAGACCGUCAGGGAGCUCGCCGGCAAUGCCUUGUGCUGGAGAGGAUCAAGGCAGGGGGACACCGUGCUGGCUGUGCCCUGUCCUUUCUACAGCUGGAAGAGAGUGUUCCAGACGCACCCCGCCAACUGCUACAGGACCGUCUGUCCAGGCCCCUGUGACUCCCAGCCCUGCCAAAAUGGAGGCACGUGUGUUCCAGAAGGUGUGGAUAAGUACCACUGUCUCUGCCCACUAGCUUUCGGAGGUGAAGUCCACUGUGCCCCGAAGCUGAGCCUGGAAUGCAGAAUCGAUGUCCUCUUCCUGCUGGACAGUUCUGCAGGCACCACCCUGGAGGGCUUCCGGCGGGCUAAGGCCUUUGUGAAGCGCUUCGUGCAGGCCGUGCUGAGGGAGGACUCUCGAGCCCGGGUUGGAGUGGCCAGUUACAGCAGGGAUCUGAUGGUGGCAGUGCCUAUUGGGGAAUACCAGCAUGUGCCAGACCUGGUCAGGAGCCUUGACAGCAUUCCCUUCAGCGGCGGCCCAACCCUGACAGGGAGCGCCUUGCUACAGGUGGCAGAGCACGGCUUUGGGAGUGCCAGCAGGACAGGCCAGGACAGGCCACGCAGAGUAGUGGUUCUGCUCACAGAAUCACACUCCCAGGAUGAGGUAGCUGGGCCAGCAGAUCACGCGAGAGCUCGGGAGCUGCUCCUCCUGGGAGUGGGCAGUGAGAUCGUGCAGGCAGAGCUGGAGAAGAUCACGGGUAGCCCGAAGCAUGUGAUGGUCCACACAGACCCUCAGGACCUGUUCAGCCAGAUCCCAGAGCUGCAGAGGAGGCUAUGCAGCCAGCCACGGCCAGGCUGCCAGGCACACUCACUGGAUCUGGUCUUCCUGUUGGACGCCUCCGCCUCCGUGGGACGUGAGAACUUUGCCCAAAUGCAGAGCUUCAUCAGGAAAUGCACCCUCCGGUUUGAUGUGAAUCCUGAUGUGACACAGGUCGGCCUGGUGGCAUAUGGCAGCCAGGUGCAGACCGCCUUCGGGCUGGACACCCACCCCACCCGGGCUGCCGUGUUGCGGGCCAUGAGCCAGGUCCCUUACCUGGGGGGCGUGGGUUCUGCUGGCACAGCCUUGCUGCACAUUGAGGGCAAGGUGAUGACUGUCCAGAGGGGUGCCCGCCCCGGUGUCCCCAAGGCCGUGGUGAUGCUCACAGGCGGGAGUGGGGCAGAAGAUGCAGCUGUCCCUGCCCAGAAGCUCAGAGACAAUGGCAUCUCAGUCUUGGUGAUGAGUGUGGGAGCUGUCCUCAGGGAGGCAGUGAGGAGGCUUGCUGGUCCACGGGACUCCCUGAUCCAUGUGGCAGAUUACACGGACCUGCGGUACCAUCAGGACACACUCAUCGACUGGAUAUGUAGAGAAGCCAAGCAGCCAGUCAACCUCUGCAAGCCCAGCCCAUGCAUGAAUGAAGGCACCUGUAUCCUGAAGAACAGCAGUUACCGAUGCGAGUGCCGGGGCAGCUGGGAAGGCCCCCACUGUGAGAACCGCAUCUUGAGAGGAGAUGCCCCCAUGGCACGCAGCUCCCACCAAGAGCCUGCAGGAAGACAACAGCCACCCCCCUCCCAGGAUGCUCCCAAGCACCCUGGAAUCUGAAGGGCCCUGUCCUCAGCCAAGUAAAUCUCCUGGGGGCCCUGGAGCAUCUGCGUCCAGCUCUAAGAGCCAUUUUCCCCACAAGCCUCUGCCACGGGGGACACUGCUUGAGACAGUAGCAGCUGUCACUAUGGUGAUGUUGGGAACGCUGACUAUGUCAGUAUUUACCUCCUGUGUCCAUUUGUACCCUUGUUGAGGUAAGCUGUCUGUCACUUUGCCUGAGGAUAAGAGGCAGGCCAGAGAGAUCUGAUGACCUUCUUGAGGGUCAUCACAGAUGCUAGACAGAUGUUGGUAAGGUGAUAACGCUUUGAAGACCUGUCAAACCCUGUCAGAGCGCACCACCUGGUGAUUGGUGCAAAAGGUGGGUGUCUCCAUUUUCCAAAAGACAGCUCCCGUGGAUUUAGUUUGAAAAGGGAUAAUGUGUCAUUUGUGACUUUUUCUGGUGACCAGAUUGGGGGGGCUGAGGGGGGGAAGACCUGGGAAGGUCUCAGGCAGCCAUUUGACCAAAUAACCAGUUUGUGCAUAGGGGAGGGGCAUAUUGUAAGAACAGUGAACGAACAGCCAUGUGUGAUUGGUCUGAGUGCGGCGCAAACAGCCUCCGGAGGGCCUUCCUUUCAGAGUUUACUCAAGGGAGCGCAGUGCAUUUGCUGCCCUCCUCUGUGUGGUGGCAAUGAUGGGCAGACUUCUCAAACUCAGCAGGUGAGGGAUGAGGAGGUGCCCAGGAGGUGUGCUUUCAAAGCUUACUGUGCUGUCCUGUCUUAAUGUGCGGCUCACGCUGUCGGUAAUGUUUCAGGACAGAUUGGUCGUUCGUCCAUCAGGACUGGCAAUGAGUAUUCUUUGGAAUAUCUUUGGCAAACUAGGUUCUUAACUGCAGUACUAACACAUCAGUCCUCACACACACAGCCCCUUGUUUGUGCUGUUUGAAGCUGGGUUUUCAGAAAAAGCCAUUUGUAGAGUUCUGGGAGCUGAGAAGCAUUUUAAUAACGUGUAUCUGUGCAUAGCCAGAGCUGUAAACUCUGCCCAUGUUUUGUGUACCAGUCUGUGGCUGAGAUGCUGCUCCGGGUUUGCAGAAUGCUUGCCCCACCCCCACCCCCGGUUUUUUUCUUUACAUUUACACUGGGGAUGUGAACAUUAUGUAUUGUUAUAUUUCAAUCACUUAACCAAUGUGUAGACAUUGUCACAGCAGAGCAGUGCUGACUUCAUCGCAGAACACCAGGAUUUCCCAAACUCCUGCACAGCUGUAGCCACAGUGCCCUCCUGUGAGCGCCUGUCCGCGUCUGUACUUAUGGUUCUCCUGCCAGUCUGCUGUACUCUACUCUGGCUUGUCAGUGCCAUGUUCAAGGAGUCAGAUUUUGGUCUUGAUGUUUUUUAAACAUAAAAUAAAACAUUUAUGUUCUGGAUGUCCGUAAUCAUUUGCCUAGGCAGGCUUCUAACAAA